Gambusia affinis (western mosquitofish) is the source of this 827-nucleotide messenger RNA. Its product is annotated as homeobox protein goosecoid-2. The coding region runs from base 67 to 612 and encodes 181 amino acids. Gene Ontology annotation, biological process: regulation of transcription by RNA polymerase II. Gene Ontology annotation, cellular component: nucleus. The record is from RefSeq and is a predicted model, not a curated record. Lineage: Eukaryota; Metazoa; Chordata; Actinopteri; Cyprinodontiformes; Poeciliidae. Gene Ontology annotation, molecular function: DNA-binding transcription factor activity, RNA polymerase II-specific; RNA polymerase II cis-regulatory region sequence-specific DNA binding. The transcript is spliced from 3 exons.
CAGAGAGUUACAGGCCUCUAUCUGGUUAUCACUACUGCUUUUGAGGUCAAGGAAUUUCCUUAAAAAAUGGACAGACACAUCAAGAUGGAAAGACAGAAGUUUCCGUUCACCAUUGAGAACAUUCUGAACAAAUAUCCUAGCAGUAUUGGAGACAAACAGCCAUGUGGAACAAGGGUUUUUGGACUGAAGGAGAAGAUGGUGUGUCCUGAGCCUGUUCAUCACGCCUGCUUGUGCUGCUGUUUCUGCUCCCACUGCGCUGACAUGCUGCGCUCUGAUCUCAUUCCUGACGCCUGUCAGUACAGAUGGAACCGAGCAGCUAUGAUCUCAGAGACGUGCCGGCUGGGGGAGGCUCAAAGGGAGGAGCAGCAGCCUAAGGGGGGCCAGGUGCAGAGGCGAACCAGGCGUCACCGUACAAUUUUCACAGAAGAACAGCUGGAUGCACUGGAGGAACUGUUCCUGCAGAACCAGUAUCCAGAUGUGAACGCACGAGAGAAACUUGCACAGCAAACUAACUUAAGAGAAGAAAGAGUAGAAGUUUGGUUUAAAAACCGAAGAGCAAAAUGGAGACGUCAGAAAAGAUUGUCAUUUGUAGUCGGAAACACUGAAAACUAAUUUCUACCAUAUAGAUUUACAGCAACAUGAAAAUUUAUGGAAACCUUAAGUUAUUGUUUUUGCUCAUGAGUUAGAUAAAUAGCCAAAUUUAUGAACAAAAUGGAUCUAAUUGUGUCAUUUUGAUCAAACGAACCAGCAUGCAGAGAUAUACGCUAACCUUUUGACAUUUGAUAUUUGAUGGUUGUUUCAUAUAUCAAGAAUGGAGUAACUUUUUG